Molecule: messenger RNA, 2165 nt
Organism: Cynoglossus semilaevis (tongue sole)
Lineage: Eukaryota; Metazoa; Chordata; Actinopteri; Pleuronectiformes; Cynoglossidae
Gene: csrnp1b
Product: cysteine-serine-rich nuclear protein 1b
Exons: 5
Coding region: 438-2165 (575 amino acids)
Biological process (GO): regulation of transcription by RNA polymerase II
Cellular component (GO): nucleus
Molecular function (GO): sequence-specific DNA binding; DNA-binding transcription factor activity, RNA polymerase II-specific
Source: RefSeq, a predicted model, not a curated record
UGAUUACGCCACUGUCGCCGGUGUGUUCGCUCUUGUCCGCGUACGUAAGGCAGGAAGCGGCGUGGGCACAGCGCAGGCAGCUUCCCUCCCUGUGUCGGUGUCAGCGCCUGCGUCAGAGCAGACGCCAGGAGGGAGUUUUCCACUGACGAAAAAGGCUGCGCUGCUCCGCUCUGUGCUACAGACAAGGGAAGCGCUUCAGCUGCUGCGGACUGACCGAGCAGCGCCGCACACACUCAGCAGACAAUAGCGCCGAGACCCCGUGGAUAUAUGCACACAAACACACACACAGACAAACACACACCAGACCAGACCACCUCGCUGACCGCUGCGUCUGUUCGGAUUACUUCCACCGAACCAUCGGCUUGAUCAACCAACGCUAUUUUGUCACUAAUGCUGAUCGGAUACUUGAAUUGGUGGUGACUGCUCUCACUGACACCAUGAGUGGGCUUCUCAAGAGGAAGUUUGAGGAGGUGGAUGAGGACCCGUGCUACUCCUCGCCCUCGCCCUCCUCCCUCUCCUCCGCCUGCUCAGCCUGGGACUCGGAGGGCGAGAGCUGCUACUCAGACACCCUGGAUUCCACUCCCAGCAACCCCAGCUCCCCGGCAACAAAUUUCAACACAACGUCCAUCCUGAAAAAAGCCAAGAGGCCACGGAGGGGAAACGUGUCCUUCGACCAGGUCACCGUCUUCUUCUUCCCUCGGUGCCAGGGUUUCACCAGCGUUCCCAGUCGAGGAGGAUGUACUCUGGGAAUGAUGCAGCGCCACAGUGCUCUCCGCACCUACACACUGGCGGAGUUUGCUGUGGAGCAGCGACUUCUGCGUCGGGAGAAACUCCUCAACAGGCUCAGGGAGGAGAAGCUGGAGGCUCUGAAGCUAAAGCUAACUAAGAAUGGCACCCAGGAGAGUGAGGAGGCAGAUCACCUGACUGUGGACGACAUCCCAGAGCAGGACAUCGACAUCAGCGGAGCCAACCUGGAGGAGGGCUCCUUUCUCCAACCGUAUCCGUCCAAACGGCGCUACACGCUGCUCAAAGCGGCCGGUGUGAAGAAGAUCGACAAGGAGGAGAAGAGGCAGCUGCACGAGCUGAGGCUGUCCCGAGAGAACUGUGGCUGUGACUGUCAGGGAUUCUGUGAGCCAGAGACGUGUAGCUGCAGCCUCGCUGGCAUCAAAUGUCAGAUGGAUCAUUCUUCUUUCCCGUGCGGCUGCACCAAGGACGGCUGUGGCAACACAGAGGGUCGAAUCGAGUUCAAUUCCACCAGGGUGCACACGCAUUACAUCCACACCAUCAUGAAGCUGGAGCUGGAGAAGAGACUUGAGGAGCAGUCCAGUACCGAGGAGGAGGAGGACACCACGAGAGUGACCUCCUCUGUACCAGCAGUGCCCUCCUUCUCCUUCAGCUCAGAACUUGCCGCAGCCGGAGAGAAUAGCUGCAGCAGCGACAUGACGGAUUUAUCGGACUCCUCGGGUCAGAGUGAGGACUCGGAGGCGGGCGAGAACCCCAGUCAGCAUCAGACUCAUCUGGACAUGGACGAGAAGGGCCUGAGUCGCAUCCUCAGCUUCAAUGAUGCAGAGAGCUGUUCAAGAAGUAGCAAAGACGGUGAGGAGAAGAACUGUAAAGACUGCCUGAGUCAAAGACAGGAGCAGCAGCAGCUGGGCGCUGAGGUGGCCUUCAGCAGCUUCAGCAUGGUGGAUUUCACCAACGAGAACGACAGUAUAGACGUCGCACUGUUGGGCGAUCACACGGACAAUCGAGCCACAGCCAUUUCUGAACUUUUGGACGAAAACGCCAACCAGGGCAACGGUCUGUUCCACAGCAACAGCGGUGUCCCACACACCCCCUCCCCCACUGUCGAUCGCUCGGCGAGCUACAGCAUGGACCUGAGCCUAUCAUCGGAGUCGGACCUUGAAUUUUUCGACGGGUUUCCCUGUCUGGGCUCCAGCUCGCUCUACAACUCCCUGAAGGAGUACGAACACAUGGACAACUCUUUCCAUUUUCAGUUGCCUACGUAUCCCAGCUUCCCCAUGGCCAGUGAUCCAGGCACCUGCUUCCUGGAGUCACUGAUCGGCCUCUCAGAGUCUGUCCCUGAGCCCCCCGCUACCUUUACGGACAAUCAGCUGUUGGAGGAAGCCAUGAAGUUGUCUGUGAUGGAGUCUGUGAAAGUCUGA